UAAAGUUUCUUUACUAUUGUACAAAGCUAGUUGUCAUUUGAAUUUGAUAGCAGAAUGAUGAAAUCUUAUUUUAUUCUGAUAUUAAUUGUAAAAGGCAUUUUAGGUAGAGGAGGUUUUGGACCUACUGACCAAGAAUGGGGAUUUUCUACUGUCAGAGAAGGGGCUCACAUAUUUUGGUGGUUACAUUACACCACAGCAACCCAAGAACCUACUGAAAAACCGCUAUUGAUUUGGCUACAGGGUGGACCAGGAAGUUCAUCAACUUCAUACGGAAAUUUUGCUGAACUGGGGCCUCUAGAUUUAGAUCUUAACCCUCGUAAUACCAGCUGGGUUAAUUCUGCCAAUGUUCUAUUUGUCGACAAUCCAGUAGGCACUGGGUUUAGUUAUGUGGAAAACGACACAUUGUUCACAACUACCAAUGCCCAAAUAGCAGAUGACUUUGUCGUAUUUCUUCAGGAUUUCUACAAAGUUCUGCCUCAAUUUGAAACCGUCCCACUGUACAUCUUCUGCGAAUCAUACGGAGGCAAAAUGACAGCUCAAAUAGCUUUACAUCUUAUAAAGGCUAUUGAGAAUGGUAGUAUUAAUUCCAACUUCAAAGGUGUUGGACUUGGUGACUCUUGGAUUUCACCAAUAGACUCAAGCAUCACAUGGGCGCCUUAUCUAUACCAGCUGGGAGUUAUAGAUACUCAACAAUACGAAAAUCUAGACGCGAUAGGUCAACAUGUAAAACAAUUAGUUGAUGAUGGCGAAUGGUACGAUGCUACAGAGGCCUGGUUUAUUCUACAAAACGAGCUCUAUUCCUCUAGCGGCUUUUGUGUGGACUUUUACAACGUCCUUACACCUUGCGAUGCCAUCAACGACACAUUUACCUUGAAAAAGCCUCAAGGUAAAGUGUUAGGACUAAGCGAAGAAGAGAUCAUGAACGACAAAGUGAGAAUUGCCCUGAAUAUUUCAAGAACAUGGGGUGAACAAAGUAACGAUGUUUUCACUUAUCUUGAAACUGAUUUUAUGAAACCCGUAACGGAAAUUGUAGAAAGAUUGUUGAAUGAAACAGAUAUUAAAGUAGGGGUGUACAAUGGACAGUUGGACUUGAUCGUCGAUACUCCUGGUACAAUCAAAUGGGUGGACGCCUUAAACUUUAAAGGUUCUGAAGAAUGGAGUACUAACGAGAAGAGCAUGUUCAGUAUAAACGGAAUUUACGAAGGAUACGAGAAAAAAGCGGGAAACUUGUACUUCUACUGGAUCCUGCGGGCAGGACACAUGGUUCCCAGAGACAACCCUAAUGGAAUGUUGUAUAUUUUGGAACAAAUAACCGACAAUUUUGCUGUGUGAUAACAAUUUUCAUAUAUAAAAAUUUCUGUUUUGUUGUUUUAUUGUGAAGUAUAACAACAAAUUAUAAAAAUAAGGUUUAAGAUAAAGAUUUAAUAAACA
Molecule: messenger RNA, 1431 nt
Organism: Sitophilus oryzae (rice weevil)
Lineage: Eukaryota; Metazoa; Arthropoda; Insecta; Coleoptera; Curculionidae
Product: retinoid-inducible serine carboxypeptidase-like
Exons: 8
Coding region: 55-1332 (425 amino acids)
Biological process (GO): proteolysis
Molecular function (GO): serine-type carboxypeptidase activity
Source: RefSeq, a predicted model, not a curated record